AUGUUAAAGGUUUUGAUUGGCAUCUCCUUUCUUCACAUCACUGCCAUCGUCCUCCUCUUCAUCGCCCUUAUUGAUGAUGCUUGGUGGUUCACGAGAAACAUGUACUCAGACAUCUGGGGUAGAUGGGUAAUGGAAUUUGAUGAUAAUGUCUGGGUGUAUCAAGACUUACCCACUUCUUAUCGCAAAGACUAUCUACAAGCAGUUCAGGCUUUUGCAGUGCUGUCCUGCUUGUUUACCAUCUUUGCACUGUUUGUGUUCAUCUUCCAACUCUUCACUCUGGGCAAAGGACAGAGAUUCACUCUCUCUGGUGUCCUGCAGCUGACCUCAUGUUUCUGUAUAAUGGUAGCUCUCUCAGUCUACACUGAUCAUUUCCACAGAGGGGAGAAAGAUGGCUGGUAUGGGUACUCUUAUGUCCUGGCAUGGCUGGUCUUCCUUUUAACCCUGGCCACAGGUGCCAUUUAUGUCGUCCUGAGGAAAAAAAUGGAUUAA
Molecule: messenger RNA, 489 nt
Organism: Chanos chanos (milkfish)
Lineage: Eukaryota; Metazoa; Chordata; Actinopteri; Gonorynchiformes; Chanidae
Gene: emp1a
Product: epithelial membrane protein 1
Exons: 4
Coding region: 1-489 (162 amino acids)
Cellular component (GO): plasma membrane
Source: RefSeq, a predicted model, not a curated record